This is a messenger RNA of Centruroides sculpturatus (bark scorpion), 1024 nucleotides long. Its product is annotated as ras-related and estrogen-regulated growth inhibitor-like. The coding region runs from base 91 to 762 and encodes 223 amino acids. The record is from RefSeq and is a predicted model, not a curated record. Gene Ontology annotation, molecular function: GTPase activity; GTP binding. NCBI's taxonomy places the organism in Eukaryota, Metazoa, Arthropoda, Arachnida, Scorpiones, Buthidae. The transcript has 4 exons.
UCUCUCCUCCCCCCCGGCGAAAAGAGCGACGACGCGUUGAUCCGGGUCCCGGGUGGGCGCCGGGCGGGGAGCCAGAGCCGACGACGUGGCAUGGACGAAGAGGAAGCCGGAACGCCGUCCCUGGACGGAGGCGGAAAAGAGAGCCGGGAGAGGGAGGAAGAGGCGCGGAUGGUGGUGAUGGGCAAAGAUGGAACCGGCAAGUCGGCCCUCAUCGUCCGUCUGCUGACCAGAAGAUUCAUUCACGAAUACGACCCCACUUCCGAGGACGUCUACGCCUUCGAGACGCUGAUCGACGGGAAGAGGGCGCUGAUGAAGAUCAUGGACACGGCCGGGCUGGUGGAGAGAACGGCGCGUCGAAGGGAAAGACAGAUCGAGUGGGGCGACGGAUUUCUGCUGGUCCUGUCUUCCACUAGUCGAGAGUCCCUGAGAGACGCCGUCCGCAUCAAGGAGAUGAUCGACCGACUUCCGGAAAAUCGGAAGAAGCCCCUGGCGCUGGUGGCCAACAAGAGGGACCUGGUGCACGCCCGUGAGGUGACUUCUGCCGAAGUGCGCGAACUGGCUGGUGGAUGGCGCUGUCGAGUCUUCGAAACUUCGGCCACCGACGACUACGGAUCCGUCUCCGAACCAUUCUUCGCCCUGUACCGCGAUAUCCUGAGGGACAGGGAGCGCCGGGGGCUCUUCCCUCGCUGCUGCCCGUCCGAGGGCGAAAUAGCGCUAUCCGACGUGGACAAGAGAUACAGGAACAGGCUGUCCACUAGAUGACCCUUUCUUUUCUUCGUUCGGCCCCAAUUGCCUCCCGGGUUGAAUCUCUCGCCCUCCUCCUCCUUACCCCGUUAGGCUUUAUUUACGCGCCCAGACGGAAUCGGAGCGUCGGGAAGAGAAACGUAGAGGCUGCGGCCUGAAGAAAAUGUACUCGUUCGUCCGCAGAUGCAAUAAAACGUUGCGUUGAAAGCGGGAAUUUUUGUCAAUUCACAAACCAAAGAAAACUAAUUUGUAACUUUCGGGAGGCGACCAUACAUUCGUC